CACCUUUGAACUCGUUCACAUAAACGAAAAAAAAUUAUUAAGGCUGUGAAGAGAUCUUAAGAAGUGAGGUUCAAAAAGAUCCGUCAAGAUGCCAAGAUCCUUUCUCGUAAAGAAAACGACGCAAAACUUCAAUCUGAAAAAGAGGACUUUCGAUGUUGGGAAUUCCUCAGUGGAAGCAACCUCACUCAGUUCUCAAGAAGAAGCAUUCAUCGAAAAACUGCCACAUGCUGAAGUACAAGCGACCGAGAUCGAAGGCCCUCACACAGUCGACAUCCAAGGCCCUUUCCUGAAAGAGAGAGGGUUGGAAUUGAAUCAUUUUCAAAAGUCCUCAAAUCUUGAGUUCCACCAAUCAAAGGAGAGAAUUUUCACAGCCAAUCAGAGCGCCUUCCAGUACCUCAGCGCACCCAUGAAGGUUGAGCGCGACUCUGGUGAUAUAAACUUUUACGGUGAAACCGUUGAUGACGUACAACUGUUAAAGUCAAACAGCACUUUUGUACCGUUGAGAAUCAAACAAGAAGUCAGGGAUGAUGGAGACGAUUUACAAGACGUAGAAUUGGAGAGAGAUGGCUGGGAAGGUCAUGUUACUGAAAGCAUUUCACGAGAGUUCUUUAACGAAAAAUCGGUGCGCCAUCAAUCAGAUGUGGAGAACAGUGUCUCACUAUGCAACUCUGCCUUAAGUGUCAACUUCGAAGAGGAUGGAGACGGAAAGUUCGAACUGUCUUCGUUCCUUCAAUUCAGCGACCUCGGUAGAUUUGUAAAACAAGAGAAAACAUCAGCAGUUCUUCCCGAGUAUUCCACGUUCCUCCCGUCAAGUUCUGAAGAAGAUUUGAAACUGGGUCCGCAGAAUGGCGAAACUGCAAGCAAUGUAGAGACGGAUUUGCAACAAAAACCUGCCAAGACAAAUGCUUCCUCCAGCAAGAAAUACCGCUACACUUGUGAUGUAUGCGACAAAUCUUUCAGCCGCUCGAAUACGUUAACGACUCAUAAACGCAUCCACACUGGAGAUAAACCAUUUAUCUGUGAGCAGUGUGGCCGCGCCUUCAGGCAGCCGGGAAACCUGACACGUCACCGACUGACGCACACCACCGUAAAACCGUACGUGUGCGUGCAGUGCAACAAAGCCUUCAACCGUGCGUCUAACUUGCAUACACAUAUGCGCACGCAUACUAAUUACAAGCCAUUUGUGUGCGACUUCUGCGGAAAGGGAUUCCAUCAGAAAAUUGACAUGAAGAUCCAUCGCUACACUCACACGGGAGAGAAGCCCCACAAGUGCGACAAAUGUGGGCGGGGCUUCAAGCAGUUGACACAUUUGACGUACCAUCUGAGAACCCAUUCCGAGAUGCGCAUGUACCAGUGCGAGUAUUGUGGAAAGGGUUUUAACCAGAAGGGAAACUUGCAGGCUCACAUAUAUGGCCAUACCGGUGAACGGCCUUUCAAAUGCCAGGUCUGUGGGAAAGGAUUUACACUGGCUUCCACUUUGAACACGCACAAGAGAACACACGCUCCAAAGAAACCUUUCCAAUGUCAGUUUUGUAGUAAAGCAUUUUAUCAAAAGAACGCCCUAAAGACGCACUAUAUUGCAUCGCAUCCAUAUGCCAACGGAGUGAGCCUUCUUUAAAAUAGCGUUUUAGAGACUCGAAGUGCUGUCGUUUCCAACAUAAACUGAUAGAAUCAAAUCAUCGUUAAGUAAUAACAAAACAUAAAUAUAUCAUUAAUUAGCAGUAAAAGCGCAGUUAAGAUAUAAAGCUAGUCUAAUUUUAAGUUCAAGAUUUAAUGUCAGGCGUUUCUACUUCACAAGCAGAACGUCAAGUAAGUCAUGGCACCAGUCCUGGUCACGAGUCUGACUUAGAUUUGAGAUACGCAUGGACUUGAGCACCUUAGUGAAUUAAUCGGUAUUUCGAGCGAUUUGGUAAACGUGAUGCUGUUUUUCUCUAUUGUACAAAUUAGUAGUAAGAAGAGCUUAUUAUUCCUUUAAUCCUUAAGAGUGACUGGCUUCUAAUUUCUCCUUACAUUAUCUUCCUUGAAUCAAAUACAAAGUUCAUGAGAAUAAAGAUAAUGAUAACCAAUUCCAGAAGCUGCUGAUUGUCAACCAAAUUCUCCUUUUCAGGAUUAGAGGAAAUGUAAAGAGAACACUGUGGAGAAUAUAAAUACUUAGGUUAGGGUGUAAAUGGUUAACGCGUUUCAUGUAUAUUUAGGGGAACACGUUUUGCACAAGGAACAUUUUUUGCGCAUUAAGGCAAUUUUUAACUCUAUAUUUACGAGAGAGUGCUAGCCAUUGGGCCAAUAAAGUAGAUUAGUUUAA
This is a messenger RNA of Pocillopora verrucosa, 2302 nucleotides long. The record is from RefSeq and is a predicted model, not a curated record. Lineage: Eukaryota; Metazoa; Cnidaria; Anthozoa; Scleractinia; Pocilloporidae.